AUGCAGAGAGGAACUGACACCUGGAAGAAAGGACUGUACUGCCCUGAGUGUAAUGGUGUGUUUGACCGGAGUAAGAAAACUCUAUCAAGUUGUUGGGUGUGUACUCGUCAGUACCACACUACAUGUGUUGGGUUGGAGAAGGAGAAUGAGAAGUUUAUCUGUGGAUCCUGUCAGAGAAAGGUUCAAGAGAGAACCCUAGGUUCUAGAUCCAACCAGGGCGGAGUUAAAAACAUGGAUACGCCCUCCAGGCAGGAUAAGUUCAACUCAUCCUACAGUAAGACACCUGUUACAAGCAGCUUCUCAAGGUCUGGACGCCGAGUUACGCAAAUCAAUUUUGCAAACCAGUUUUAAACUAUUCACACUCGGCAGAAAAUAAACUAGAACUCUAAUUUUUCCAAUUUUUAAACGCAUUUAAUGUAAGCAAAUAUAAGCACUGUGGAA
Molecule: messenger RNA, 441 nt
Organism: Eurytemora carolleeae
Lineage: Eukaryota; Metazoa; Arthropoda; Copepoda; Calanoida; Temoridae
Exons: 4
Coding region: 1-351 (116 amino acids)
Source: RefSeq, a predicted model, not a curated record